Molecule: messenger RNA, 2720 nt
Organism: Dioscorea cayenensis subsp. rotundata (Guinea yam)
Lineage: Eukaryota; Viridiplantae; Streptophyta; Magnoliopsida; Dioscoreales; Dioscoreaceae
Product: putative pentatricopeptide repeat-containing protein At3g08820
Exons: 3
Coding region: 89-2170 (693 amino acids)
Biological process (GO): RNA modification
Molecular function (GO): protein binding; RNA binding; zinc ion binding
Source: RefSeq, a predicted model, not a curated record
UUCGGCUAAUAAGUUUCACGGAAAUUAAAGUGAAAACUAAGCAUCUGUGCUUGCUUCCACACUCCUGUUUCUAACUGAACUCAUUCGCAUGGCCGCCAUUUUAACCCAGCAUGCACCCACUCCCCAGAUCCUCCUCCUCACCCAAGCCUCAGAGCUCACUAACCUUCUCCUUCAAGGAUGUCAUUCCAUCAAACACCUCAAGCUCAUCCACGCCCGUCUCAUCCGCAUCGCCCUCUCCGACGACCCUUAUCUCCUCAACUCCCUCCUCCGCUCCGCCCUCGCCUCUGGCCACCUGGCCCACGCCCGUCUCAUCUUCUCCUCCAUCCCCCACCCCAAUGUCGUCCUCUUCAACACUAUGAUCCGCGGCCUCGUCUCCGCGGACCUCAUGCCUGACACUAUCCGCUUAUACUCCGACAUGCGGCUCACUGGCCUCCUGCCCAACAAGUUCACUUUCCCUUUCGUUCUCAAAGCGUGCGCGAGGCUUCUUGAUCUGGACAUGGGUAGGAGGAUUCAUACUCAUGUUUUGAAAUCCGGGUUGGAAUUGGAUGUGUUCGUGAACACCAGUUUGGUUUGCUUGUACGCGAAAUGUGGGCGAUUGGCGGAUGGACGGUUCUUGUUUGAUGAAAUGCCUGUGAGAAAUGUUGUCUCUUGGACUGCGAUUAUUACUGGGUAUAUGGAUAAUGGGCGGUUGGAGGAAGCAUUGGAGUUGUUUAGGAAGUCAUUGGCAAUGGAUUUGCGGCCAGAUAGUUUCACUUUGGUGAGGGUCUUGACCGCAUGUUCACAGUUGGGGGAUUUGAGGACAGGGCAGUGGAUUCAUCAGUAUAUUGAGGAGAAGGGCAUGCACAAGAAUGUGUUUGUUGAUACUUCACUAAUUGAUAUGUAUACAAAGUGUGGAAGCAUGGAUAGUGCUCAGAGAAUCUUCGAUUCCAUGGCUGAGAAGGAUGUGGUUUCUUGGAGUGCCAUGAUCGGAGGCUAUUCAUCAAACGGGCUUCCGCAAGAGGCCUUAAAACUCUUCUUUCAGAUGCAAAGUGCACAUGUACGACCUGAUUGUUAUACCAUGGUCGGUGUUCUUUCAGCUUGCGCGAGGUUAGGAGCUCUAGAAUUGGGUCAGCAGGCCAGUCAUCUGAUGGAUAUGAACGAGUUUCUUUCAAAUCCAGUUCUUGGAACUGCACUGAUAGAUAUGUAUGCUAAAUGUGGAAGUGUGACUAAGGCAUGGGCUAUCUUUGAAGGAAUGAUGGAAAGGGACCUAAUAGUUUGGAAUGCUAUGAUUUCAGGACUUGCAAUGACUGGCCAUGGAAAAGUCUCAUUUGGAUUGUUUUCUAAGAUGGUGAAGUUAGGAUUCCGCCCCGAUGGAAACACAUUUAUCGGUAUUCUUUGUAGCUGUACUCACACUGGUCUUGUGGAAGAUGGAAGACUAUAUUUUUAUUCCAUGACUCAAGUUUAUGGCUUGACUCCCAGAAUCGAGCAUUAUGGCUGUUUGAUCGAUCUUCUUGGGCGUGCUGGCUUGUUAGUGGAAGCUCGUCAGUUGAUCAAAGACAUGCCUAUGGAGGCUAAUGCUGUUGUUUGGGGAGCUUUGCUGGGUGGUUGCAAGAUACACCGUGACGCUCAAUUGGCUGAAGAGGUUCUCAAACAACUUAUUAAGUUAGAGCCUCAUAAUUCAGGGAACUAUGUUCUGCUAUCAAAUAUAUAUUCUGCCAGUGGUAGAUGGGAUGAUGCAGCAAGGCUGAGGAGUCACAUGGUUGUGAAAGGGAUCCAAAAGGUACCUGGGUGUACCUGGGUUGAACUGAAUGGUGUCGUCCAUGAGUUCAGAGUGGGUGACAAGUCCCAUCCAUUGAGUGAGAAGAUUUACUCUAAGCUUGAUGAAUUGGGGAAGCAAUUGAAGGCAUUAGGCUACAUGCCAACAACGGAGGUUGUAUUGUUUGAUAUAGAGGAGGAGGAGAAAGAGUAUUCGCUUGGCUAUCACAGUGAGAAAUUGGCCAUUGCAUUUGGUCUAAUAAGCUUGGGACCAGAGGACACUAUCCGGGUGGUGAAGAACCUUCGGGUUUGUAACGACUGCCAUGCGGCCAUAAAACUCAUUUCCAAGCUCACUGGCCGGGAGAUCAUUGUUAGGGAUAAUAACAGAUUUCACUGCUUUAAAGAGGGUUUCUGUUCAUGUAACGAUUACUGGUGAAGCAAUUGAUCAGCAUAUGUUUUUUUCUCAAGAACACUGUCAAAAUUCUCAGAAUACAUUGGAGAAUCAAAGGUGUUGUCAGGUUUCAUCUCCUGCCAUUUCUGCUAUUGCCAUGUGAAGCAAACAAAUCACCGAACUUGACAAGAAAUGCUGCGAUAUUAAUCAUGCUGGAAUAUUUCCUCUUGCUCAUCUCUCCAAAAUCAUUGUCAGACUACGUUCGUCUGGUGCAACUGAAAAAACUUGUCCCUAGUUAGGUUGAAACACAUUCAAAUGGAGUCUGGAAACUGAAAGACCUCAAGAUUUUACGCCGUGGAGGAUCUAUGGACAUGAGCUAGUGCCAGUUAUUCUGCCAAAACCUUCUUUCUUGUCAGGUGAGCAGAUUCCAUCCAAGUUUAAAAAACUUUAGAUAUCUUUAUAUUGAAAUUUGAAAUCCAAAUUCACACAAUUUUUUUUAUACGUGUUAGUUUUAAAUAGACAUGUUGCAAACAAACUGGUGAUACCUUCUCCAAAAAUAUGUUGAUCAAACUUAAGCAGAUUAGGUACUCUUUUC